Molecule: messenger RNA, 835 nt
Organism: Emiliania huxleyi CCMP1516
Lineage: Eukaryota; Haptophyta; Isochrysidales; Noelaerhabdaceae
Product: glucose 1-dehydrogenase
Exons: 1
Coding region: 20-775 (251 amino acids)
Source: RefSeq, a predicted model, not a curated record
CUCGCCGUCGCAAUCGGACAUGGCGGCGACGUCGCCAGUCAUGCUCGUAACCGGCGGCAGCCGAGGCAUCGGUGCCGCAAUCUGCCGCCGCGCUGCAGCCGCCGGCUACAACGUCAUCAUAAAUUUCUCCGGCCGUUCCGACGCGGCAGAGACGACCGCCGCCGCUGUCCGUGCGGCUGGGCAGCGAGCGCUGACGGUCCAAGGGAACAUGGGCCAAGAGGAGGACAUUCGCGCGCUAUUUUCCGCCGCACAUCGGGAAUUUGGAAAAUUGGACGUGCUGGUCAACAACGCCGGCAUCACCGGAGGGAAGAGCCGCGUCGAGGAUGUGGACAGGCACACCCUCGAGCAAGUAGCCGCCGUCAACAUCGUCGGCCCCGUCCUGUGCUCGCGCGAAGCGGUGCGACGCAUGUCAACGCGCCGCGGCGGCAGCGGCGGCGUGAUCAUCAACGUGUCUUCUCGCGCCGGGGCGCUCGGCGGUGGCGGCGAGUGGAUCCACUACGCGAUGUCAAAAGGCGCGCUGGAUACGUUGACGCGCGGUCUCGCCGUCGAGUGCGCCGAGGACGGAAUCCGCGUCGCCGGCGUCGCCCCGGGAAUCAUCGACACUGACCUGCACGCAGAUGCCGGAGACCCUGAGCGAGCCGCCCGGAUGGCGGGUGGCAUUCCGCUGAAGCGGCCCGGGUCGCCGGAGGAAGUGGCCGACGCCGUCGUCUGGCUGGCGACCGACGCCGCGUCCUAUGUCACCGGUGCCACCCUCGACGUCGCGGGCGGUCGUUAGAAUGCGUCGGCUAGAGUGGAGAGAGUGAGGCUGAUGUAUCAGGAAAAAGAAAAAAGAAAA